AUGAUCCUGCUGCGGCGCCUGGCGGGGGCCGCCCGCCCGCGGGGCCUCGCGGGUCGAGGCCUCGCCUCGGGGGCGCCGCGGGAGGCGGCGGACGCCGUGGUGGUGGGUGCGGGCGUCGUCGGUGGCCGGGCGCGAGACUGGAGACAGGUUGAAGAGCGUUGUGUAGUGGCUACCCUUUGUGUAAGGGGAAAGGAAAUGCUCUACAAGUACUGCGAAGAACGAGGUGUUGCCCACAAACGAAUCAGCAAACUCAUCGUUGCCACUGGUGCUGCAGAGGUUCCAAAGCUGGACAUGCUCCUCAGGAAUGCCGAAGAAAAUGGGGUGGAUGACCUUCAGUUGAUGGAGGGUUCUGAAGCUAUGGAGAUGGAACCUGAGCUUCGAUGUCUUAAAGCUUUACUAUCACCUAGUACCGGGAUAAUUGACUCUCAUUCACUCAUGCUCUCGCUUUUGGCUGAUGCUGAAAACUUGGGAGCAACUGUAUCAUACAACACAGCAGUUAUCAGUGCCCAUGUUAGAUCCGAAGGCCUUGAACUCCAUGUUUGUGAAAGCAAAGAGCUGCAGAACUAUCAUGUAGGGUCUCAUGUGAAUGCACAGCUUGUUUUGCUUCCGAAGCUUGUGAUAAACUCAGCAGGUCUGAGUGCAGUUCCACUUGCCAAACAAUUUCGUGGCCUUGACCAGGCAUUUGUGCCCACUCCUCACUAUGCGCGUGGAUGCUACUUCACCCUCUCUCAAACCAAGAGUCCUUUCAGGCGCUUAAUAUAUCCUCUACCAGAGGAUGGUGGCAUAGGGGUCCAUAUCACUAUAGAUUUGAAUGGCCUUGUCAGAUUUGGUCCAGAUGUUGAAUGGAUAUCUGAUGGCGGAAAGGACCAUGUGUCAUGUUUUCUGAACAAGUUUGAUUACUCAGUAAACCCCACCCGCUGUUCUGUAUUUUACCCUGUGAUAAGGAAAUAUUUUCCAAAUCUCAAGGAAGGGUCUUUGGAACCUGGUUAUUCUGGGAUCCGACCAAAGCUUUCUGGUCCUGGACAACCUCCUUCAGAUUUUGUUAUUCAGGGGUGGGAUGUCCAUGGUAUUCCUGGACUGGUUAAUUUGUUUGGAAUAGAAUCCCCUGGUUUGACAUCAAGCUUGGCAAUUGCUGAACACAUUGUUUCAAAAUAUUUGUGA
Miscanthus lutarioriparius is the source of this 1161-nucleotide messenger RNA. Lineage: Eukaryota; Viridiplantae; Streptophyta; Magnoliopsida; Poales; Poaceae. The record is from the annotation of a GenBank genome assembly.